Messenger RNA from Drosophila kikkawai, 4553 nucleotides. The record is from RefSeq and is a predicted model, not a curated record. NCBI's taxonomy places the organism in Eukaryota, Metazoa, Arthropoda, Insecta, Diptera, Drosophilidae.
GCACAGCGUCUCUCGCGCCCAGGCAACAACAACACACCCAUAGAGAGACGCAGGGAGCAUAUAAAAAAGCAACAAACAGGUUUUCAUUGUGUACAGACGUGUGUUAGUCCCCUCUCGCUCGCUCCUUAAUUUAUGCGCAUGCAGCGGCAACAACAACGCUGGCGUACAUAUCUAUAUAAACAAACCAAGCCAACAUAAGAAACAAGUAAUACAAGAAAAUAAAUCGUCGACGUGAGCGCGUGUGUGUGUGAAUGCUGUAAACAGCAGCCAAAGUGGUAAAGUGGUAAAGCCAACUCGGCGGUGGCCAAGCAAGCGAGUCGAAAGAGACGACGGAUAAUAAGAAGCAUAAGGCAAAGAGUGCUGUUGGCCAGCUUAGAAGUGACGCGUAGCUAGCUACAGGUUUUGCGUUUUCCUUUUCGCCAGUGCCGCGCCAGCUAAUUGCAUUAAAAUAAAACCAACAAGUUGCUUCUAGUGGCUGUAAAUUAUUAUUGUGUCGUUGUCGCUGACACUCAGAUGCUGAAGCACAGCAGCAGCAGCAGCAGCAGCGACAAUAACACCAGUAAUCAGCACAACUAUCGGCGGCGACAAUGGCAGACAUCAGACAUGGCAAUGCAAGGCGUCAGUGAUUAAAACCAGUCGGAGAGGCCAGCCAACCAGCCAGGCCAGGCCAGUUUGGAGUGCCAGUCAGCCAGCAGCCCAGCCGCAGUGGCACCACCAAAAGCAAAAGCAAAGCAGCAGUAGCAGCCAGAAAACAGGCAGCCCAAGAUCACAGAGAGCUGCUGAAUCAUCAGAACUUGGAGGAGUAAUUGUUUUCCAUCUGCAAAAAAAACAAAGAACAGACAAAAUGAGCUCAACGGGGAGCCCAAUAAGCCGCUGGCAGAUCGGAUUGAUAUCGUCUAUAAACCUGCUGCUUAUGAUCUGCACCUUGCUGCCAAUCAUCGUGGACGCUUGGAUGCCCGAUGUGCGACCUGAUUUGCAAACGAAACCCGACAAAGUUUUGGCCCAUUUCACUGGCAACACAACGGACUAUUUUAAGAUUUUGGACCACAACGAUGAAAGUGUGCUAGUUGGUGCCAAGGACGUCAUCUACAAUGUGAGCCUGCACGGCCUGCGGGAGAUCGGGCGCUUGGAGUGGAGCAGCUCGGACGCUGACCAGCAGCUGUGCACGUUGAAGGGUAAGAAGGAUCGGGAUUGCCACAACUACCUGCGCGUGUUUGCACGUAGGGCCAAUGGCGAGGUGCUCAUCUGUGGCACCAAUUCGUACAAGCCGCGCUGUCGCGAUUACACGCCGGUGGAAACGUCAGCCGAGGAUGGCGGCCACACCCACGCCCACACAAUGCGCUACGAAGUUAGCCGCGAUGUGGAGGCCCAGGGUCUGUGCCCCUACAGUCCCGCCCACAACAGCACCUACGCCUUUGCCGAUGGCCAGCUGUAUAGUGCCACCGUGGCGGACUUUUCUGGCGGAGAUCCCCUUAUCUACAGGGAGAACCUUCGCACCGAACAGUAUGAUCUCAAGCAGCUCAACCAGCCGGACUUUGUCGGUGCCAUCGAGAAGAACGGCUAUGUGCUGUUCUUCUUCCGCGAACUGUCCAUGGAGUUUAUGAACUUUGGCAAGGCCGUCUACUCGCGGGUGGCUCGAGUCUGCAAGAACGACCGGGGUGGACCCUACAACCAUGGCAAGAGUUGGACUUCCUUCCUGAAGGCACGCCUCAACUGCUCGGUGCCUGGAGAGUUUCCCUUCUACUUUGAUGAAAUACAGGCCAUAAGUCCGGUGGUUGAGAGUGGAAGCAAGUCUCUGGUCUAUGCCGUCUUUACCACCUCGGUGAAUGCCAUUCCGGGCUCGGCUGUGUGUGCCUUCAAUCUAGAUGACAUCCUGGCUGCCUUCGAUGGUGACUUCAAGUCGCAGAAGGAUUCACAGUCUCAUUGGUUGCCGGUGGAGAGAGAGCAAGUACCCAAACCGCGACCGGGACAGUGUGUAGAGGACUCACGCACGCAAAGCAGCAUUGCGGUGAACUUUAUUAAGAACCAUCCGCUGAUGGAGGACUCUGUGGCUGCAGCCCAUGGACGUCCGCUAAUGACCAAGGUCAAUCUGCAUCAUCGCCUCACUGCUAUUGCCGUGGAUCCGCAGAUCAAGUCGCUGAGUGGCACUUAUUACGAUGUGAUUUACAGCGGCACUGACGAUGGAAAGGUGACCAAGUUUAUAAACAUUGUGACCACACACCAGAACUCGACAGUGGAUCGUCUCAAAACUGUUGUUAUCUCGGAAAUGCAAGUACUGCCGCUGGGAACACCGGUCAGGGAAUUGGUGAUCUCCUCCAAGAAAAACUCCCUGGUGGUGGUCAGUGAUGGCAGCCUGGUCAGUGUGCCCCUCCAUCACUGCACAUUGAUUGUGGACUGCCUGGGCUGCCUGAGUCUGCAGGAUCCGAUCUGCGCCUGGGAUCUGCAGACACACGAGUGCAAGAAUCUGGCCAGCAGCCAACACAAGUUUGGAACCAAGACUUAUUUGCAGAGCCUGAACACCACGAAGAAGGCUGCGGCCUCGCUGUGCCCGCACAUUCCGAGAGAUGGACAGGGAGGCGGUGAAACCGUGAGCUUUGUUACCAUGGCCCCAACGCCCACCGAGGAGCAGAAGCUUUUGUACUCCAAUGUGGGAGCUUCGUCGUCGGGCAGCCAGCCCAGCUUGGAGCAGCAGCCAACGGGUGGCGAUGACUUUGGCCUAAACAAGAUCACGCUUACGUCCAUGGAUCCCGAUGAUAUUAUGCCCAAUCUUAAUGAUCCCCAGAAAUCCACAGCCAGCGUGGAUGAAAUCCGACAAGCCUCCAGUCCCAGCUUCAUGGUGCUCACAGUCGUUGUUUUCAUCACCUUCCUGGUGGGCGGAACAGUGGGCGUAAUGUGUGUCAAGGCCAGGAACUGUCUAAUGGAGGCCCAAAUGGAUGAAAGUCAUCGCAAUCAUUUCGGCAAGCCAAUGCAAUUUAAGCACCAAAAUACAGGCAAGGAUAUCAAUCUGCUAAUGGGUUCCAAUCCCUAUACCACAACACAGAAAACACCCAAUUUGGAUCUGGAAAAGGAUCGCAGUCACGAGUGCAAAAACUCAACGGAACAUUUGGAAAAGGAGCUGCCCUGCAAGACGUCCACGCUGACGAAAGUGAAGCGCACGUACAUCUAGUGGGCAGGGGCAGCGCCACACCCUGCAAAAUUAGUCGAAUUUCUAUAUACUCUAAAAACAUAUAUUUUCGUUGUUUAUGUUGCUGUUAGUUAUAGUACAACCCCCCCACCCGAUCCGCCGCGAAUGAAGUAGCAACAGCAGUGUGUGUGUUGCAGAUGCGUUUGAAACGCAGCUGCGGAGGAGAAGAACGCCUGUUGCAUCUUUUUUUUACGUUUAGUUUGUAUUGUAAUUUUAGUUUGAUGUAAAAUUCGUAUAAGUUUCGUAUAAAUUUAGUUAAAUUUAUUGACAACACAGUGCACGCGGGCAUGAAAUCAUUCCGCGUUCCGAAUUGGAAGCGAAAAUGUCCCCUUAUAUAUCUAUAAAUGUGUAUUCAGUAAGUGCAAAUAUUAGAGCUGUACAAAUUUACACACAUAUCAUACAAACCGAACCCGAAAUCCGAACAGCUCUCGAAAUUCAAUCGAAUAAUUGAACAAGUAUUUUGUUAGACUGAAUGACUACUUUUUUCUACACGCGAGCGAAAUAACAGAAUGCGAACGAACGGUCUUAAAAGGCGUAAAAUUGUAUCUAACACAGUAAGCUCAAUAAGGAAUUGAAUGUAGAAUGUAAUUAAUAGUACGAACUAGGCUAAGGAACGAACAAAACUUCUAUGAGGCUGUUUCGAUAUGAACUGACACCGCAGCCCAACAACGCACAAUACGGAAAUAAACAGAAAUAAGAUUUAUAUACAAAAAUCCACAAAAAAACAACAACAUCAAGCCUUAUGAAAUAGUAGAAAAUCGUGUGUCGAAUCUUAGGCCUUAAAUCUAAACGUGUAAGCUUUGCGUACGGAAAAAGAAAGCUCGAGCUUGGCAUUUUAUUAUUUUGUAUGUUAAAUUUAAGCUGUUGUCCGUCCCGCUGAAGAUGAAGAAGUUGCAUAAAUACAAUGUACAAUGGCAAUUUUUUUAAAAUUUAAAACGUGUAAAAUGCAAUUUUCAACGUAAUUAAUAUAUAUAUAUAUAUUUUUCUAAUAAUCUAAUCUUAAGUAAAGAAAAAAGCUACACAUAAAAAAUAUUUUUAAAAGUCUUACAAAAAAAAGAAGAAAAUUUAACAUAAAGAAAAAAAUUCUCAUAUUGUGAUAGAUUUUAUUGAAAUUUUAUAAUGAAGAAAUGAUAUGCAUUUUGGUUGAAAAACAAUGAUAUAUAUAUGAACAGAGAGAGUCUGAGUUGCAUGCAUGAUAAUAUUGUGUAGGAAAGGGUCUUCCGUUCUCGGAGGAUCAGGAACCGCGGAUAACCAUAUAGCCCCAAGUGGAGUGUAGUUUUUUAUUAUUGUGUAUGUCUUGUACUGUGUAUAUUGUUGUAUACAUCCGAUAAGCAAUUCGAAAAUCUAAUAAAAUCAUCAUUUUUCAUAA